This is a messenger RNA of Pteropus alecto (black flying fox), 5399 nucleotides long. RefSeq names its product alpha tocopherol transfer protein like (gene TTPAL). The record is from RefSeq and is a predicted model, not a curated record. Gene Ontology annotation, molecular function: phosphatidylinositol bisphosphate binding. The transcript is spliced from 6 exons. Gene Ontology annotation, cellular component: membrane. NCBI's taxonomy places the organism in Eukaryota, Metazoa, Chordata, Mammalia, Chiroptera, Pteropodidae. Bases 330 to 1358 code for a protein of 342 amino acids.
CCGGCCGGCCCGGCAAGGAGUGCGGGUCGGUUUUGUGCGCGUUGCCGGACGAGGCUCCUGCCGCCCAGUGACCCGCGCUCCGCCCCGUAGCCGGCCGGCCCUUGUCCACGCUGCGGCAAGAAAGGUCACUGGAAAGUUGACUGUGACCUGCGCCCUCACGGGAAGGUCACAUCUCUUCCCUCCAAAAAACCGAAGCAACUGGACCUCAGCCUGCCCAGCCUUCUAGGCCUCGCCACUGAAGACUGAGGGUGCCCGGGCCCCACAGCCCCCACGCCUAUCACUCCUUCGGAGCCCAGGGUAACUGCUAGUGGCAGGGAUCCUGGUAGCUAAUGUCAGAAGAAAGUGACUCUCUGAGAACCAGCCCUUCCGCGGCCUCGCUUUCUGAAAAUGAGCUGCCGCCAGCACCCGAGCCUCCUGGCUACGUGUGCUCACUGACAGAUGAACUGGUCACCAAGGCCAGGGAAGAGCUUCAGGAGAAGCCAGAAUGGAGGCUCCGGGAUGUGCAGGCCCUCCGUGACAUGGUGAGGAAGGAAUGCCCAAACCUGGGCACCUCACUGGACGACGCCUUCCUGCUGCGCUUCCUCCGAGCCCGCAAGUUUGAUUACGACCGGGCCCUGCAGCUCCUGGUCAACUACCACAGCUGCAGGAGAAGCUGGCCCGAAGUCUUCAAUAACCUGAAGCCAUCGGCCUUGAAAGAUGUCCUCGCCUCUGGGUUCCUCACCGUGCUGCCCCACACUGACCCCCGAGGCUGCCACGUCCUCUGCAUCCGCCCAGACAGAUGGAUACCGAGCAACUAUCCAAUUACCGAAAACAUCCGCGCCAUUUACUUGACGUUAGAAAAACUCAUUCAGUCUGAAGAAACCCAAGUGAAUGGAAUUGUAAUUCUUGCAGACUACAAAGGAGUGAGCUUAUCAAAAGCAUCUCACUUUGGCCCUUUUAUAGCCAAAAAGGUGAUUGGCAUCCUUCAGGAUGGUUUCCCCAUUCGGAUAAAAGCGGUCCAUGUAGUGAAUGAACCGCGAAUAUUUAAAGGCAUUUUCGCCAUCAUCAAACCAUUUUUGAAGGAGAAAAUAGCAAACAGAUUUUUCCUCCAUGGAUCUGACCUGAACUCUCUUCACACAAAUCUUCCAAGAAGCAUUCUCCCCAAGGAGUAUGGGGGCACCGCUGGGGACUUGGACAUCACCGCCUGGAACGAGGUGCUCCUGGCCUCAGAGGAGGACUUCGUGAGAGAGUUCUGCCAACCUCUCCCUGCCUGCGACAGUAUCCUGAGCCAAAGCCUGCCGCCCGAGGGGCUGUCCUCAGACGUGCAGUGUGAUGACUCUGUGCGGGCUGUGAAGUCACAGCUGUACUCCUGCUAUUAGCCAGGCCCCCUGUGCAUCACCAUCUUUCAAUCUUUUUUCUCUCCUUCGGCAAGGCACAAAGAGAAUUCAAAGUCCGUGGAUUCAGUCUUGCUCCUUGUAAUGAAACUGCAGCGUGGAGGAAAAGGCUGUAGAACCGUGAGGGUGAGCCAAGGGUUAUGCCCUUGAUUACUUGAAUUAUUCCAUGGAAGACAUGGAAAACUUCCCCACUGAUUCCCAAAUGUUUGGAAUCCCAGUUUGCAACCAUUAAUCCAGACGCUGUAUCUGGUUCUUUUACAUCUCAAAGCAAGAAAAAUCAGGACCAAAGUCACUUUGAUGCCACGUUCCAGAAGAAAACAUCUUAAUUGACCUGUCAGCACACUCCUAUGAAACAGUUUGGCCAAGCUGGCAAGGUGGCCACACGUGAGACUUUGGGAGUUUGUGCCUUUCACAUGAACCUUAACUGCAGACUUCUGUUGCUUAUUAGGAAUCUUCAAGUUUAAGGUCCAGGCCACAGUUGCCAUCAUUGGGUUUGGAAGGCACCUAAUCUCAAUCAGGCAUGCAGCGGGACAUAAUUCGUGGUUAAAUUUGGGAGCCAGAGACUUCAGGCACCUCUGGGAUUCAUUGACUGACUCUUGCAAUAGAACUCAAGUUUUCCCAAACCCAUAAAGCCUUAGCCCUGGUUCUCAAUAGAAUCAUUCAGGGUCUUAGAAAUAUGUGAUUUUACUCAACCUAAAAUACUGCAUGCCAGGCCUGUGUAGCUAAAAAAUUCAGAUCUAAGAAUGAAGAGACCUGGGCUCCAGCCUCCGAUGUGUAAUGGUGGACAAGACCUGGGCCUCUGUGGGCCUCAGCUUUCUCCUCUGUAAAAUGAGGUUGAAUGAAAUGACACGUAGGGCCCUUUUGGCUGCUGAGGUUCUGGGGUUCAGUUUAGUUAUUGAAUGUUAGACAUUGCUUUUUGGCCUACAAAGAUGACUCUAGAUACAAGUGGCUGGAUCCUGAUUUUGUGGUACAUCUGGGUCUUUCCAAGAGGAAUAUCUCACUGUUUGGCCCUGCUUUGAAAGAAACAAGUAUGUAUAUUCCUGGAACUGAGCAAUACCAACUUCUUUUCAUAGUGAGGGUUAAACUUGAAAAAGAUGGCUUUUGUGAGGGCAGGUGAGAUGACCAGGACCUUAUAUGAAUUCCUUCCAUCCCGAGGAUCUGGUGGUGUAUUGUAAACCUGGCAAGAGGGAGUGGUUAAAGUACUUGGGAUUCUGGAAUUUUGGUCUCUGGAAAUGAACGUGAGGGCAGGUUAUUGUUGGGUCACUUCUGGGGCCCCUGCCCUCCCAACCCCACUUGUUUCUCUCUGUGAUGUGGUCGGACACACUUAAGUCUGCCCAGCCGGACCGAAUGUCAGUUCUGCAUUGCAGCACUUUAGACCCUUCCUGUCCAGAACUUAGCCUUACAUAGCCCACAUUAGGUGGUUCAUCUGGUGGCUUUUGACCUGUUUCCUUUCAUAUUCAUUCCAUGCAGAUUUUGGUGUUAAAUAGUGACAAAUACUAUGUGUUGUGUGUGUACCUUCUCUGUGCAUUUAUUAGGCCACCUGACAAGGUGGACAGCUCAGUUAGGAAGAGAACAGGUACACUGAAAUUCAAAGGCCAGUCUGUUGUGAAUAAGCUGUUCACCUUUAUAGCACUUUUGAAAAUGUCUGGAGAAGUUGGUGGAAAUUACUUACCUCAUUCGUGCCAAUUCUAGGGAAAGCUCUUUUCACCAUCAAUACUAACCCUAGAUCCUCUGGGGACCUGGCUGAGCUGGAAGUGCCACAAUGCACCCCCCCAUUGCCUCUAGUUCCAUCUCACAAUGUGGUGUGACCAGCAUUGCUGAAAAGAUCUGAACAGGACAAGUGGGACGGCUAAUGUAGAGGGUUCAGAACUCAGCUGCCUGGAUGGGAGAAAUGGUUAGAGGCUUUCUUGGGCCCCAAAGAAAAGAUUAAAACAACAGCAGCAGCAGCAACAACAACAACAACAACAAAGGCUAGACAGAGAAAUGAAUCUCUCAGCCCCACCACAUUUCCAGAGUUUAAACUCUGCAUUGCGUUCCUGGCCUUUUGUCUAUGUGACUUUACACAGGGGCGGCCAAUCUCACCUAGAGAAAUAUCUCAGAGACCAGAAAGAUGUUACUCAGACCUUUCCAGUUGGACCAAGGCGCUCUUUCAUCCAGCUUCUGAAAGGAGUCAGAGCCAAGGUAUGUCUGCCUUCUGGAACUGCUGUGCUUUGUUUUGGCUCCAAAGAGAGAUCUAAUAACUUUGGCACCUCAGGAGGUUUGCACCAGGCUGCGAAACCGGGACCUCCCUGGGUUGAAAUCAAGGCAGUCUCCGUGCGGCUUCACCAGGCAAUCAAAUCACUCAUACCUUUUCCCCAGCAGGGAGGGCGGGGGAGCACACAGGAGCCUUAUCGUGUGCAGGCCCGCUGACAGAGACCAACAGCACCUCGGGGGAACUGGGAGUGCAUUCCUUCAGGGAAAAGCUCCAGCCCAUUUCAGACACCUGAAAAUUAACUUUUCCCUAAAUUCAGGGUAGUGUGAUGUAGGGAAGGGAAAACAGUACAUCCAGAGACCUGAGUUCCAGCUGCACCUUGCUGUGUGGCCUUGGACGAGCCACUGAACACUCCUGAAUCUUCAUAUACUAGACAGGGCUUGCAGCCUGAGCUCCGAGCCCUCUGUUCCCAGCAUCACCCUCACUGCCACAGGGACACUGCACUCUUUUUAGAGGCUUUUUUCUUUUUUUCCCCACACGGGUUAGUAUCCAGGAAAUUUAGGCCAGAAUGAAUUGGCACCUAAAGCUUCCAAACGAAUCUGUAAGCUUCAGUAAUAAUGGGGGCUUCCUUCUUCCUAACCCACACGCCUAAACACAAUUCUGAAAAACUCUGCCUCUUCCUGGAGUCCUGUUCUACCUUCACGGGGAGAGGCUGAAACCUGUGCAAAGAAAUUCACAGAAACAGCCGCAUGUGCAACUCUGGUUUCCCCUUUUGAGCUUCUUUGCUUUUGGCAUGGGUGGCGUUAGUCCCUCUUACUUCAUCCUGCUUUCACAAGGAGCCACUUGUCCUGAGUUUACAAAACUUCAGCGUUUAAGAUACUACAUUUUUGCCAGAAAGUGUCAGGGCAGUAAGAGUAUUUCCUCCGAAUUCCUGUGAGAUAGCCUUUCUGAAUUUUCCCCGGGUGGGCAGUUUCUUUAAAUGCCAUCUGAGUCUCAUGGGAUCACUUUUUCAUUUGGGUAGGCAAAAGCUGUAGUACUAUUGUGGCAUUUUUAUAAUACCUCAUUUUAAACUUUUCAGCUUUUAAGGUUUUCUUUUGAAAUCUCUUCUUUUAUUUAGGAAGUAAAAUGUUAAGUCAUGAUCUAACUGUGGCCGUCCUGUGAUGUGAGAGGUAUGGAGAUACCAGAAACUUAUCAACUGUUCAGAAACGAUGUCAGCUCUCAGUAUUGGGAGUUGUUAACUUUGUAAAUCUAAAUGCCUUUCUGCUCUCCUGACUCAGAAACAGUUUGCUUGAAAUGCAAGGAACAGGCAUCAUCAGAGUCAAAUAUUCCUCCUUAAUAGAGCUUGCUCCGUGGGGAGGCCCAGUGUGACUCUUGAAUGGCGGUGCUUGCCACGUAUUUCCCUUUUCACCAGUUCUCUGCUUUUCUUUUCAUCUCCCGGGCGGGCGGUGUGCUUAGUCAGGUGGCUGCUCUUUGGGGAUUCUUGUGGAUACGCCUCACCUCUUGGCACAUCAGGUGGGAACCUGUUACAAGUGACAUACUUGAAACCUCUGGGGCCACGAGCCUCUGACACCAACCACUCUAACGGGGUGGGAGGAUGGGCUUCUUUUCUGACCAGAUUGGGGCACCAUUUCAGCAUUGGUCACAUUCCUUACUUCAAACUGAAGUUCAGUUUGGCUUUGGGUAUAAGGAUGCACAAUGGUGGACUCAUCUACUUCAGUGUUUGUUUUGACCAAAAGUUUAUUUUUCUAGUGCAUUUUCUAAGUCAAAGUGGUAAAAACAUGUAAUUUUAGUAUGCAUGACUGGGUCUUAAACAAUAAAAAUCCCUGUAAGAUUGA